Molecule: messenger RNA, 1737 nt
Organism: Passer montanus (Eurasian tree sparrow)
Lineage: Eukaryota; Metazoa; Chordata; Aves; Passeriformes; Passeridae
Gene: IFITM5
Product: interferon induced transmembrane protein 5
Exons: 2
Coding region: 285-656 (123 amino acids)
Biological process (GO): bone morphogenesis; bone mineralization
Cellular component (GO): plasma membrane
Source: RefSeq, a predicted model, not a curated record
UUCGGGGUACCUGUGCCAGCCAGCGCCGUGCGGGUCGUGGGCUCCGCCUUGCAGCGACCCUCCUGCGGUGCCAGAGUCACGCUGGAGCCUCCCGCGCUCCUCCUCAUCCCGGGAGGAAGGCUGGCUAUUAAAAGCCCGCGGGCAGCCCUUCUCCCAGGCCGGCCUGCGGGACAACCGCGUCCCCCAGGGCUGUAAUUUCCCGGUUUAUAUUUAGCGGAGCGCGGAUAUAAAAGCGCCGCGCUCCCGCCAGGCUGCCGGAGCCGCGGCUGUCCCUCGCCGUGGCCAUGGACACCUCGUACCCCCGGGAGGAGCGGCCGAAGGACAGGUGGCCCCCCGCCGCCCCCACGCCCCGCGACCACCUGGUGUGGGCCAUCUUCAACACCCUCUACAUGAACUUCUGCUGCCUGGGCUUCGUGGCGCUCGCCUUCGCCGUCAAGGCUCGGGACAGGAAAGUGGCCGGGGACGUGGAAGCUGCCCGGCACUUCAGCUCCAAGGCGCGGUGCUACAACGCCCUGGCCACGGCGGGCAGCGUGCUGCUGCCACUGCUGCUCGGUGCCCUCGUUGUCACCGGGGUCAUCCACCUCUCCAAGCUGGCCCAGGAGUCCGUCGGAUUCUUCACCUACCAGUUCAGCGGGAGCGACGACGGGGAGCAGUGACCAGGGUGAGGGGCUGCUGGCACCUCCUCUGCGCCGCUGGUGGCCCCCCCAAAAGGCCACCACCCCUGUGUGCCACCCCCCUUCCCAAUCCCAGUUAUUUUUGUUUAUCCUGUGGGUUUUUUUACCUCCCCUUUUCCCGUGUGGAGCCCCAGCUUCCGUGGUCGCUAUUUAAAUCAUUAAAUGCUUCACACAGCCCGAGUUUCUGCCUGUGGAAAGGGGCAGGAGGGUGCCAAAGGGAAAACAUAAAUUGGGAUUUUUGGCUCUGAUGGGGCUCCUGGCAGCCAGGAGACACCAUUGUUCCCAUAGCCUUUAGGGCCACCUUUGGCCCCAGGACUGAGGAGGGGAGGAAGCAGAGACGCCGCUGGGGGCUCUGGGAUGAAGCAAAGGGGGUGUCCCAAAUGGAGCUGAGACCUGCAAACUCAUGACAGCAACACAGACAUCCCCAGCCAUGCCAGCCAGGACAGGGGGGGUUGGGAAGCACUCCCAGUGCUCCCUGCUCUCCGUGCCUGGGCUGGAGACAGCUCAUUUCGGGACUAAAGGAUCCCUUUUUUGGGCUAAACCCCCUUUACUGCCAACUAGCCCUGUAUACCAGCCCCAUCCCAAUCCCGGUGCAGCCCACAGGGCUGGGGACAGCGUGGUCCCUCUGGCGUGCCAAGAGCUGCCGCUAAUGAGGGGCUGGCAGCACCCGAGUAAUUACACUAAUUACACGGCAGCGGGAGAGUCCCUGCUCCAGCCCUAAGCAUUCCCAGAUGCUUCGGGGCACGGAGCAGCCGCUGGGCUUUUUAUAACCCGGGCCGAGAUUCCUGGGGUUGGCUUGGCCGGGACAGACCCCUCGGGGCCGGGAACGCCUCCGGCACUCCCUGCUCCCUCCCAGGGGACAGGGAGGGUGGGCAGGGGAGGAGGCUGGGCAGCCCAGAGAGAGGGGCUGGGGGUACCAUGCCCACCCUGUGCAGGCACAGGAACUCCUUGGGAUUCCUGGGACACCAAAAACUGCGUCCCAGAGCAAAGCCACAGCAGCUCUUUGCUCACCCCGAGGCUGCUCAGGCACGGAAAAAUGCUGCCCUUGUCACCACCUGACAGG